Messenger RNA from Diospyros lotus (date-plum), 1942 nucleotides. Its product is annotated as protein TIFY 8. The transcript has 6 exons. Gene Ontology annotation, cellular component: nucleus. Gene Ontology annotation, biological process: regulation of defense response; regulation of jasmonic acid mediated signaling pathway; response to wounding. The record is from RefSeq and is a predicted model, not a curated record. Bases 460 to 1734 code for a protein of 424 amino acids. NCBI's taxonomy places the organism in Eukaryota, Viridiplantae, Streptophyta, Magnoliopsida, Ericales, Ebenaceae.
CUUUAACCCGAACCCCACGUUGUAUCUUAUCACUCUCUCUCUCUCUCUCUCUAGUCUCCCUCUCAGAAAUGCCAUUAUGCCAGGGAAGGGAGAACAGACCCAACAUACAUACUCAGACAGAUGUCUGAUCUACGAGUAAAUAUAUAUAUAUAUAUGUAUAGAGAGAGAGAGAGAGAGAGAGAGAGAGAGAGAGAGAGCCAUGGAUUGUAUGAGAGAGAAACUGGGAAAAACUUUUGCUUUUUAAUGCUCCAUUUCAACUUCAUUCACUUGAAAGACGAGUAGUAAAAAGAAAAGGAGAAAGAGUCUGUCUGAUUCUUGUAUCUUUUUCUGAAAAUCGUGCAGUCUUUUGGUUCUCUCUCUCUCUCUCUCUCUCUCUCUGAAGAUCGCAGCUUUUCUCUCUCUAGCAGCAGCUAUGCAGCAAAAUGGUGAGCAGGCCAGACGACGGUGUAGCUGCUGCUGAUGGCUCAGAGUAAGAGUAAUGUCAAAAACAGUGCCGAUGAAGCGAAGACAACCGUUUUUCAUGACUUUUUGGGUAGGAGCUGCGCCUCCGAUUCGUCGCCGGCGGCUGUGAAGCCGGCUGCCGGCGGUGACGCUAGGCUGACGGACGCGUCUCCGUCGGCCUCCUCCUCUAUCGGCGCUUCUUCUGGUGGUGGCCGUGGACCCAUCUCAGCCACUUCUGAUCUGGGUUCUGAAAGACAGGUAGCAAAUCAUUUUGUCGGGGUUCCAUUCUAUGGCCCUAGGAGUGAUCUCACUGGGACAGAGAUAAAUAAUAGAUUUGCAGGAAAUAAGCGGAGUAAUUCAGAUUCUGGUUUUAUGGGCUCGGCCAGAGAUGGGUUAUCACAACUGGUACCAGACUCACUUGAUGGCUUGAACUCAAUGAAGAUACUCCGAAAUGUAGGGGGAGAGCGGCCUCGACGUUCCCAUGAUGAGGCAUUGUUCUCUGGUAUGCAUCCAGUGAGGCCAAAUCCAAUGUCUUUUAUGUUACAGCCACCUGCUGGCAGUAGGACUGAUGCUAGUGUCUCGAAAUGGGAGCGGGCUAUUCCCUUAAAUGUUGGUGCUGCGGCGCAGUUUCCUCCACGUGCAGGACAGAUUGCUCCUUUUGGGUGUCAAAUUCCUUCAAACAGAUUCAAGGAUGCCAAUGCAGUUCCUUCUGUUAUAUCUCAAGCAGCUGCUGAUGAAGGGUCUCGCACUGGAAUUAAAGGGUCUGGAAUUUUGAGCUCCAUUAAUGCCAGUAGUGGAGUCUCUGAUAGAAACCCAUCUGGGGUGCUUCUGAGUAGCAGCAAGCACAAGUCCAGCUCUCAUAAUUCCGAGCCAGAUUCUUCAACUCCUCCAAGUCGACAUGGAAUAACAUCUAACAGUCGCCAGAUGACUAUAUUUUAUGGUGGUCAAGCCCAUGUGUUUGAUGAUGUGCAUCCAAACAAGGCAGAUUUGAUAAUGGCAUUAGCUGGAUCAAAUGGAGGAUCUUGGUCUACAACCUAUGCACCAAAAUCAGCUGCACCAGUUGGGGAAAGCUCCAUGCCUGGUGGGGACAACGAAACUGGCAUGGCCAGUAAUUUUGCAUCAUCCCGGGAAUUUCGGAGGAGGUUAUCCAUCACAGGGACCGCUGGUCAUGGGUUUGGUUCUGGUGAUCAAAUCUCAGUGCCCCCAGGUGGUCUAGGAAGUGCGAUAGUGAAAGAUGGAAAAAACCCAGUUCAAGCUGUGGAAACCAGGAUCGAAGAGAAGCGCGAGGUGUAAGUAGAAUGUCUGAACAUGCAGUAAAUCUGUGUUAGCCCCUGUGGCUUGGCUUGGACCUUUCUUGCUCUUGUCUUUCUUGUUUCUUCUACUAGUAGAGAGUUGAUUAGAAGCAGUUAGCAUCACGUCCAGAUUCAGAACUUGCUUCCCAUAUGCUUUUGAGUCAAACCACCUCCAAUUAAUUCACAAAAUGGAAAGCUUUUCUUUAGCA